AUGUCAGUCCCACAGACCAACGGAGAUGAACGUCCACUAAACAGCCAAGGCCACCAAGACUCGGUGCAAACGGCCCAGGACCAUCGUAAGUUCAUGAAGAUACCAGCAAAGGGUAGGGCCGAGAAAAGCCCCCCUCACUCUCUCCAAGCGGCCGCCUCGCAAGGGCAGCCGCGACGGGGCGCGUUUCCCUCGCGCUCCGCCGGCCCCGUCGUCCUCCUGUCCGAACCGGGGCUCCCUCCCCUCAGCCCCAGCCGCCCCACCACCGCCGCUCUCCCCUCCCUCAAGCUGCCCUUCGUCCCCAGCCGGAGCCCGACGGCUGCCCGCGUUCCUCCGACCGGGGCGCGCGGCGGGCGGCUGAGUCGAGCGGAGGUGGCCGGUUGCCCGGAGGUGGGGCGGCCGAAAAGGCGGGCGAGAAGGGGAAGGAAGCUCCUUGCUCGCUCGCCGCCUCCUCUACCUCAAGCUGCCCUUCUUCCCCAGCCGGAGCCCGACGGCUGCCCGCGUUCGGGGCGCGCGGAGUGGCGGCUGAGGCGAGCGGAGGUGGCCGGUUGCCCGGAGGACAACUUUGCGAGCGAACCGCUGGGCGCCCUGGUCCCGGGGAGGCGCGAGGAGCCGCGGCGAAGGCGGAGGAACAGGCGGCCGGGGGUGGGUCGCUUCCUCCGCCUCCUCCUCCUCGGAGUUUGGUGCUCCGUAUCCGGGAAGGAGCGAGCCCGGAACUGGGAGUCCCUGAGGAGCCCACAGCCGCCGCCGCCUUCGAAGUUCGCCUUUCCCUCCGGCGGCGCCAUGCGGCGGCUCCGGCUGGCCCGGAGGGGCUGGUGCCCGGGCAGGGGCUGCGCGGUGGCGCUGGCGCUGCUGGCCGCCGUGGCCUUCUUCGCCGUGGCGCUGUCGCUGGCCAGCCUGCAGGCGCCCCCGGCCGGCGAGAGGCGCUCUCCUGGCGGCCAGAGGCGCUUCUCCGACGGGGCGGAGCGGCCCCAAGACCUGGCCCGCCCCGUCUACGAGAAGGCGCCGCCGGAGCCUUCGGCCCCCGGGGAGUGGGGCAAGCCUGCCCACCUGCAGCUGAGCCCUGAGGAGAAGAAGGAGGAGGAGGCGCUGGUGGAGCAAUACGCCAUCAACGUCUACCUCAGCCAGAAGAUCUCGCUGCACCGCCACAUCCAGGACGGGCGCAUGGCCGAGUGCAAGGCCAAGGCCUACCGCUACCGCCAGCUGCCCACCACCUCGGUGGUCAUCGCCUUCUACAACGAGGCCUGGUCCACGCUGCUGCGCACCGUCCACAGCGUGCUGGAGACCUCUCCGGCCGUCCUGCUGAAGGAGGUCAUCUUGGUGGACGACCUGAGCGACAAGGCCUACCUGAAGGGCCAGCUGGAGAAGUACGUCAGCGGCCUGGAGAGGGUGCGCCUGAUCCGCACCAACAAGCGCGAAGGGCUGGUCCGGGCGCGCCUGAUCGGGGCCACCUUCGCCACCGGCGACGUCCUGACCUUCCUCGACUGCCACUGCGAGUGCGUCCCCGGCUGGCUGGAGCCGCUGCUGGAGAGGAUCGCCGAAAACAUGAGCACCGUUGUUUGCCCCGUCAUCGACACCAUCGACUGGAACACCUUUGAGUUCUACAUGCAGUCGGCCGAGCCCAUGAUCGGGGGCUUCGACUGGCGCCUGACCUUCCAGUGGCACUCGGUCCCCGACUACGAGCGCCAGAGGCGCAAGUCCAAAAUCGACCCCAUCAGGUCGCCCACCAUGGCAGGGGGACUCUUUGCCGUCAGCAAAAAGUACUUCGAAUACCUGGGCACCUACGACAUGGGGAUGGACGUCUGGGGAGGAGAGAACCUGGAGCUCUCCUUUCGGGUGUGGCAAUGCGGGGGCAUCUUGGAGAUCCACCCCUGUUCGCACGUGGGGCAUGUGUUUCCAAAGCGCGCUCCGUACGCCAGGCCCAACUUCCUCCAGAACACGGCGCGGGCGGCGGAAGUGUGGAUGGAUGGGUAUAAAGAGCACUUCUACAACAGGAAUCCCCCGGCACGGAAGGAGAACUACGGAGACAUCUCAGAAAGGAAACUCUUGAGGCAGCGUCUGAAGUGCCAGAACUUCGACUGGUACCUGAAGAACAUAUUUCCGAACUUGCACGUGCCGGAGGACCGUCCCGGUUGGCACGGAGCCAUCCGCAGCGUGGGCAUCUCUUCCGAGUGCCUAGACUACAAUUCUCCCGAGCACAACCCGACUGGCGCCCACAUCAACCUCUUCGGCUGCCACGGGCAAGGAGGGAACCAGUUCUUUGAGUACACGUCGAAUAAGGAAAUCCGGUUCAACUCCGUGACGGAGCUCUGCGCCGAAGUUCCCGACCAGAAGGAUUUUGUAGGCAUGAGGAACUGCCCGAAAGAUGGCUCCGCUAUCCCAGAAAACAUCGUGUGGCAUUUUAGAGAAGACGGGACCAUUUAUCACCCUCAUUCGGCAAAAUGCCUUAGCGCUUACCGCACUGCCGAGGGCCGGGCUGAUGUGCAGAUGAGGACAUGCAAUGCAGAAGAUAAAAACCAGUUGUGGAAAUUCGAAAAAUAGAAAUUGGUCUGGGAGUCUCUGUCCAAGACUACUUCCAGCUGACUUAGUGUGUAUUCCCACUAAGUCUGGCUAAACGUGUCUUCCCAUUAACUGUUAAUGCCAGAUUUAGGUAGCUUCUAAAAGGAUUUUUAACAGGUUUGGGAAUGGCAGUGAAUGACUGUGAAGAAGCAGGGUGUUGGGGACUUGCUAUCUGAAGUGCCUUUUAUUCUAAACUCCCAUUUAGCGGGGGUUGAUGGGAGUCAUUGUCCAAUAUCUGGACAGGUGGAUCCGAAGGUGUUCACUUAAAAGGGAACAACUAUAAUUUUUGUGUGUGUGUGAUUGUAAUACUUUGGGAAUAAGGUGGCCUUGGUUAGAACUGCAGAUUACUGAACAUUUAUGUUAUGUGUUACUGUGACAAUGUGGGGGGGGGGGGACUGAAAUCAAUACAAAUGCAGCCACGGCACAGACAAUAACGUUAAUACGAGUUACGCCAGGGAAAGGGAAGCUGUGGUUCUCCAGGUGUUGGAUAGAUCAAAGCUCCCAUCAACUCUUGCCAUGUUGACAGGGGUUGCUGGGAGUUUUGGUCCAGCGACUACAGGACGGCCACAUGUUCCCCCAUGUCUGAGUUAACUAUAUGCAUAAUUCGUGGCUAAUGGGGUGGUUUGGCCAAGAAGUGGGAGAAACAUCACCCUUAGGGUGUUGUCUGAGUGUUGCACAUAGGAGUCUCAUUGAGUGUGUUGGGAGAAAAUAUUGCUUAGCUUUGAGGGCAGCUUCCCAACUCCCAUCAGUCCACUGGCUGGGGUUGAUGGGAGUUGUAGACAACCUGGAAGGCAGCAGGUUAGCAGUGGCCCUGUGCGACGCCAAAAUUCCUCCCCCCCUACCUCUUGUGCUCCAUUCUAAACAAUAUUUGUAGGGGUCCCAAGGCUGUGUGCCCUAAAUCCACCUCCUAGGUUACAGAAGGCUGCAGAGUAGUAACAGGCCUGAGUUCAUGUUGCUUUUCAUUAUUGAAAGCAGAGCGAGGAGAAAAUACAAUCUGCAUCAUGCAGAUUGUGGUGAAAGCGAUCAUUUGUUAACUUAGGGAGGAGGUAAUCAAGUUGUAGCUGAGGUUAACAGUAAUAGUGGCAAAUAAGAGUCAUUGUUUUUGAUGACGCUGAAAAAUGUCAAAAGGGUGGGAAACCAGACUUGUUUCUUGUGUCGGAUACACCUGCGCCAAUAUCUAGAGCAGGCAUGGAGAUGUUUGGCCCUCUGGAUGUGGCUGAACUACAACUCCCAUCAGCCUUCGCAAGCACAGCCAAUGGCCAGGGAUGAUGGGUAUUGUAGUUCACUGACACCUGGAGGGCCAAUGGUUCCUCGCACCUGAUUUAAAGGCUCUUUAUCAAUGUUUCCCAAACUUGAGUCUACAGUUGUUGUUAAACUAUAACUCCCAUCCUCCCUAGCUAGGAGGACCAGUCACAGAUGAUGGGAAUUGUAGUCCAGAAACAGCCGGAGACCCAUGUCUGGGAAAUACUGCUCUAUAUCAAGAUUUGCAAUUCCUGAUAGUAGCUAUUUAUGAUCUCUGCCUUAACACUGUUUACAUAAUCAGUUACGUGUAGCGCUUUAAAAUCCACUGAUGGGUCAGAGAAUGAGAGAAACUGCUUUUUGGAUGGUUCUUAAUGCACUUCAGAUGGAAUUCAGAUUUCCCCGAGGGCUAUAUCUUUAGGUAAAGGUAUAAGGUGUUGUCACACUUCCUCAAACGUGGCAUAGCCAAUAUUAACUAAUUGCUGCAUUCCCAGUCUGUACCUUGAAUUCAGAGGCUGUGCCCCUGUGGCUACGAAGCGACAGGAAGCUGGCAAGAUAUGCAGAGAAGCAGUUUCAACAAAUCGUCGUGAAUCUUGCCUUUUAAGUCUCUGCCUCGGUUAAAUCAACAGUGCAGUUUUGUAGCUAGUCUGGCAGAGGUUCAGGGAGUAAACUGCAUGUUGAUUGUCAUAAGCACCUGACUGUUGACAGGACAUAGAUCAGGCUUUGCCAACCUGGUGCUUUCCAGAUGUUCUGGCCAACGACAGCUAUCAGCCCCAGCCAGCAAGGCUGACAUAGGCGAAUUCUUCUUAAAGAAGACUGUUACCUUCUGAAGGUAAUGGUUCUGGGACCUGUGUAACUUGCCUCUUGGCAGGAAAAGUGACAAACCUUUAGCUAUCUCUCUCUAUAUCUUAACUAAGCUGCAUUUGUUAAUUGGGCACCAGGCUGCCUUGAAACUUUAGCAGAAUUAACUCCCAACAGAGCCUCAAGUUAUCAAGGCCAGCAGUCCUAAACAUCAUGGUUGACAACCUGCCGUUGAAGCUGGUAGCCUUCGUCUCUGUGCCUCUUGUAUGUAGAGAACCUUGUUUCUGCUUCAGAACUAGCUAUGUGGCCACCUUAGUUAGCCAUUCCAGCUUUCGGUCUUAAAAACUGAGACUGGGCACAUCUAAUCCUUAUUCUUGAUGGGGCAACCUUGACUUGUGGGACUGCGGAAAUGAUCACCACUACACAGAGUUGAAGGUGACGGAGGAGAAACUCAAUUCUCCUGUGUUUUGCUCAUUUUGCACCUGCUAUUACUCCUCUUACAGGUCACUGUAGGGUUUUUAAAAAACCUGAUAAACUUGUUUGAACAGCAGUGAAGGCUGGACAGGAUAUGAAUGGGUGUGAACAGUACAGAGCAGCAGUGCCUCUAAUGCCACCAUCGUUUAACUCUUUUGUCAACUGCCUUCAUUUUUAGAGAUGAUGGCAUUUGUGGUGGUCAAGGGAGAAGAGUCGCCGUGCCUAAAAACUUCCCUGCUCUUCUUCCAAAGCUACUUCUCAUCGCUGUUGUUUCUACUUCUCAUCACCGUUGCCUCUUGUAAUUUCAUUGCUGGGACAAUCCAGGGUUUGCCAAGAAUUGCAGGUUAUUUUGCAAGCUCCAGUCCAUGGUAUCGGGGCAGAACGACGCGGGUGGCGCUGUGGGUUAAACCACAGAGCCUAGGGCUUGCCGAUCGUAAGGUCGGCGGUUCGAAUCCCCAUGAUGGGGUGAGCUCCCGUUGCUCUGUCCCUGCUCCUGCCAACCUAGCAGUUCAAAAGCACGUCAAAGUGCAAGUAGAUAAAUAGGUACCGCUCUGGCGGGAAGGUAAACGGCAUUUCCGUGCACUGCUCUGGUUUGCCAGAAGCGGCUUAGUCAUGCUGGCCACAUGACCCGGAAGCUGUACGCCGGCUCCCUCGGCCAAUAAAGCGAGAUGAGCGCCGCAACCCCAGAGUCGGUCACGACUGGACCUAAUGGUCAGGGGUCCCUUUACCUUAUUAUGUGCAAAGAAUACGGAUUUCCAAGGUGCUGGAGAUGUUUGUUCACAUUCCCUGCUACCUCUUCAUGGUACUUGAAGGGGGAUAGAAGCCAAUCUGGGGAGGGAGAGAAUGUGCCGCAUUAUAUAUUGAGAGCACCAUGAUACCACAGUCAUGACUACCCCAAAGCAUCCUGGGAUCUGUAGUUUGAUACAGGUGCUGGGCAUUGUUAGAGGAGACCCUGCACGAUUCUCCGAGUUCUCUGGAAAGAAGGAUUGAUUGUUAAGCCCCUUUGAGAACCGUAUCUGUGUGAGGGAAUGGAGUCAGGUGGCCUAACAACUCUUACCGCCCUUAACUACAUUUCCCAGGAUUCCCAGGGGGAAGUCACAAGACUGCCUCUAACGCAGGGUGCGGAUGUGGCCUGACUCUUUGGUGCCAGGAAGACCUAUGACCUUGAAGCACAGGUGCAGGGCAAAACAGCACACAGGAGGGAACAAAUCUAUGUCCGUUCUGUGGCCAAUAAGAAAUGAACUCAUCAUCUCAGGCCAUCCAGAGGUGCUGAGUUUGCUGGCCAGAAUAGCUGCUACGCUACAUGGAAACAAGUAUCUUAGGUCGGGUUCGGAUGAUCAGUUUUCACCUGCAGUGUGGUGGUGAACGUUGCAGUUGCUGCAGAGCGAUAUCUCUGUGGAAGAGGGCCUUCUGAAAUUGUCUGCUUGCGUUGGGACUCUGUGGAACGUGCCCCCCUCCCUUCUUGAAGCUGUAUCGAAUUUCUGACAUGCCAGAAUUUCUGACAUGCCCCCAGAUGUUUCGUACUGCAGCUCCACUGGUUGAUGAAAAGGGACUUUAGUGUUACAGUCAUACGAUGACCGCAUUCGUGCAAAAUCACUGAUCUGAAACCACCCUUACGGCUUCAGAAUGAUGACUAUUAAACCAGAACUAACAGUUACGGGAAAGUUAUUGUAGGUAAAAUUCCACUGUGCACAUAAUAUGCCAAGGUAUUCUUAUGACACUUUAGUAUUGUGAUGAUUUAGCACCGCUAAAUUCUAUGGUGGGACUGAGGUGUAGAGUGUCUUAACCACAAGUGACCUUGUAAAGGUUUUUCUAAAAAUGUUUCCCCCCUUUUCUAUGCACACCGAAGCUGGAUUUACACUGAGCUCUGUGCGAAGCACUAUCUCACUAUGAGCUUGUGUGAACUAUGCAAUUAUAUCCACCUAUAUGUGCCUUAUUUCUUUUUUGAAGGUUCAGGGGGAAAAACUUGUAUUUUCUUACGGAGGACUAUUUUUAUGCCUAAUAUGAAGGUGUGCCAAUCUACAAUUCUCUUGGGAUGGCAAUCCUAAACCCAUUUGCUCAAGAUUAAGAGGUCGUCUUUAACUUUGUGGGACUUAUAUCAGGGUAAAGAUUUACAGGAUUGCACUGUUAAUAACUGGCGCGAAGGGAAAAAGCAAAACUGAAUUAGUAUUCCAUUGCUGUAUGAAAAGUACAGAGGAAAGAAUAUAAUAAUUGUGCGUGUCUGUGUGUGUAAGUUAAGAUAUAUACCGUAAAUAUUUUUAUACUAAGAAUUUGCAUUGGCAAUGUUAGCCGUAGCCUUGUCACUAAGUUCAGUUCAGAAAGGUAAUAUUGUUUACAGGCUUCUGAAAUAUUUGAUAUCUGGAAAAUGAAGGUAUGCAUUUUAAUUAUACUUCCGUUCUUGAAUGAAUUACGAAAUUGUUUGGGGAAAUUUUACUGUGAGGGAUUUAAACUACUGAUUUACGGUGUCUGUUUUUAGGGAAACAAAUAACUUCACAAUGCGUAGAUGUGAUUGAAAGCUCCUUGAAAAGGCGGAAAUAAACAGUUUUUUAAUUUAAA
Molecule: messenger RNA, 7626 nt
Organism: Podarcis raffonei (Aeolian wall lizard)
Lineage: Eukaryota; Metazoa; Chordata; Lepidosauria; Squamata; Lacertidae
Gene: GALNT4
Product: polypeptide N-acetylgalactosaminyltransferase 4
Exons: 4
Coding region: 1-2538 (845 amino acids)
Cellular component (GO): Golgi apparatus
Source: RefSeq, a predicted model, not a curated record